Messenger RNA from Caenorhabditis remanei, 702 nucleotides. RefSeq lists its product as uncharacterized. Gene Ontology annotation, cellular component: membrane. The record is from RefSeq and is a predicted model, not a curated record. The transcript has 5 exons. Bases 1 to 702 code for a protein of 233 amino acids. NCBI's taxonomy places the organism in Eukaryota, Metazoa, Nematoda, Chromadorea, Rhabditida, Rhabditidae. Gene Ontology annotation, molecular function: alpha-(1->3)-fucosyltransferase activity.
AUGACUUAUAGAAGAGAUUCUGAUGUUCAUCAUCCAUAUGGUGCAUUGGUCAAAAAUGAGAAAUUUGUGAACCUCACCGAAAUCUGGAAUUCUAAAACAAAAGAAGCUAUCUGGCUGAAUAAUGCCCGUGCCUCAAGUAGGAAUAGACGAGUGGAAUUCACUGAAAAAUUGAAAAGUGAAGGAAUGAAUAUCGAUUUGAUGGGAAACGCAUUUAACAAUACACCGAAAGAGUGUCCGAGAUUUGCUCGACCGCCUAAUUGUACUCACAAACUGUUAUCACCCUACAAGUUCUAUAUCGCCUUUGAGAAUAGCAAUUGCGAGGAUUAUGUAACCGAAAAGUUUUGGGAGAAAGCAGGAUGGUACAAUAUGGUUCCAAUCGUGUUUGAAAGGAAAAUCUAUAGAAAUUUAGGGAUUCCCGAUGAGAUGUAUAUCGCGGUGAAUGAUUUCCAAAAUCUUGAAGAUUUCAUUAGUUUCGUAAAGUCAGUCUCAUCAAAUAAAGACAAGUAUUUGAAGUAUCACCAAUGGAGAAAACAGUACAGAAUUAUUGAAUCCAGCAGUGAGAACUAUGGGUUUUGUCAAUUGUGUCAGAAACUGUUAAAGUUUAGAGGACUUAAAUUGAAAGAAAAAUCGUAUGCCAACUUGAAAGAUUGGUACAGUACUCCAAGUUGUGAUAAUUCGUUUGUUGAUAAGUAUCUUCAAUAA